AUGUCCAAGAGCCUGAAGAAGAGGAAGAACCACUGGACUAACAAAGUCCAUGAGAGUGUCCUUUGCAGGAAUGAGGAGGGGGAGCUGGGGCUGGAGUUGCAGGGCGGCGCUGAGAAUGGACAGUUCCCGGUUAUCGGCGAGCUUCUCCCGGGCAGAGCGGUGUGCCACAGCGGUAAACUCUUCCAGGAUGAACUCCUGCUGGAAGUCAACGAUACCCCGGUGGCUGGACUCACCACCAGGGACGUCCAUGCUGUGGUCAAACACAGCAAAGACCCCGUCCGACUCAAGUGUGUUAAACAAGGGGGCGUGAUAGACAAGGACCUGCGCCACUACCUCAACCUGCGCUUCCAGAAAGGCUCGGUCGACCACGAGCUGCAGCAGAUCAUCCGGGACAACCUCUACCUCCGCACCGUCCCCUGCACAACCAGGCAGCCCAAGGAAGGAGAGGUCCCAGGGGUGGAUUAUAAUUUUGUGACCGUUGACCGGUUUAUGGAAUUGGAGAAAAGUGGAGCCCUGCUAGAGAGCGGAACAUAUGAAGAUAACUUUUACGGCACCCCGAAGCCUCCGGCCGAGCCCAGCGCUCUGCUACUAAAUGUAACGGACCAGCUGCUCCCGGGCGCCAGACCCAGCUCUGAGGGCAAGAGGAAGCGUAACAAGUCGGUCAGCAACAUGGAGAAAGCCAGCAUCGAGCCCCCCGAGGAGGAGGAGGAGGAGAGACCCGUCGUCAACGGCAACGGCGUUGCUGUCACCCCAGAGUCGAGCGAGCAUGAGGACAAGAGCACAGACGCUUCGGGGGACAUCGCCCCGCAGAGCAACCCAGCAGAGGCUACCACUGAGGCGCACAAAGACGACGGACAGUCCCCAAAGACUACAGUACCCAAACCGGAGGAGAACGACGAGCUAGGGCCCCUGCCAGACAACUGGGAGAUGGCUUACACAGAGAAAGGAGAGGUCUACUUCAUAGACCACAACACCAAGACAACAUCGUGGCUGGACCCGAGGCUAGCCAAGAAGGCAAAGCCGCCCGAGGAAUGCAAAGAGGAUGAGCUUCCGUACGGCUGGGAGAAAAUCGAUGACCCCAUUUACGGCAGCUACUAUGUCGAUCAUAUAAAUAGAAGGACCCAGUUUGAGAACCCAGUCCUGGAGGCUAAGAGGAGACUCCAGCAGCACACUGCCCCGCACCAGGUCCUUUCAGUCUUUGCUAUAAAGCCUAUUAAGUAUUGAUGUUUCCACCUGGUUAAUUUGCGCAUCUAUGUGUCCUUUAUAGAGAAGCCGCUGUUCACGCGGGACCCCACUCAGCUGAAAGGCAGUUUCUUGUCCACGUCACUCCAAAAGAGCAACAUGGGCUUCGGCUUCACUAUUAUCGGAGGCGACGAGCCCGACGAAUUCCUCCAGGUCAAGAGCGUCAUCCCCGAUGGGCCUGCUGCAGCUGACGGAAAGAUGGCCACAGGUGAUGUCAUUGUCUACAUCAACGACGUGUGCGUCCUGGGCACCACCCACGCCGAUGUGGUUAAGCUCUUUCAGUCGGUGCCCAUCGGCCAAAGCGUGACGCUCGUCCUGUGCCGCGGCUACCCUUUGCCCUACGACCCGGAGGAAGCUGCCAACACCAACAACAACACCACCACCACCAUCAUCUCCCCGCUGGGCAUCAUGGAGCAGCGACCCAUCAUGGUGAACGGCAGGACGGGCUACGACAACUACCUGGACUAUCUCUCCCGCACGGCGCGCUUCGUCACGGACCCCGGUCAGGACCAGGUCGGUGCGCAGCAGCAGCUGCUCCCGCCUCACCCGGGCGACACCCACUUAGAUGGCUCCCUUCCUCCCACCACCGGCACCACGCCUCCUGACAGCGUUUCCAUGGCGUCGUCAGGGGCGACCCAAGGGGAGCUGCUGACACUGACCAUGGUGAAGGGAAUGGACGGUUUUGGCUUCACUAUAGCGGACAGCGCCACGGGCCAGCGCGUUAAACAGGUUCUGGAGCCUCAGGGCUGCCCGGGCCUGUGUGAGGGAGAUCUGAUCGUGGAGAUUAACAAGCAGCCGGUUCAGGGAUUCUCACACACCCAGGUGGUGGAGCUGCUCAAGGAGUGCGCUGUUGGAGCUGAGACCAGCCUGGUGGUUCAGAGAGGAGGAACAGGUCACUAUUCACCCUGGAAGACCCCUAAGCAGGUGCUGGAGCAGUGGGAGUCCCAGCAGGGCCAGAGCAGCCCUGCUCAGACCAGCCUGUCGGCCCCCGUUAUCCCCCACAGCGCCCCCUUCCCAACACACCAUCUCCACAGGGCCUCGGUCCCAGACUCAGCCUCCGAGGCCUUGGCCCUGGCUAAACCAGACCCCUAUGACCUUUAUGAGAAGUCCAGGGCUAUCUAUGAGAGUAGGCAACCGGGCCAACCAAGGACUGUUUUUCCUGUGGACUCCUCAGGAGCGGAGUACCAGGACAUCGAGGUCCACCUGCGCAGACAGAAGUCAGGGUUCGGGUUCCGGGUGCUGGGCGGGGACGAGGCCGGGCAGCCUAUCCUGAUCGGGGCGAUCAUCGAGAAGAGUCCGGCAGACCUGGACGGACGCUUGCGGCCCGGCGAUGAGCUGCUGUUCGUGGACGGGAUCCCAGUGGUGGGGAAGCCGCACAGAUACGUCAUCGACCUGAUGCACGGGGCGGCGCGUAACGGCCAGGUCAACCUGGUCAUCAGGAGGAGGGUCCCGGCAGGGGGUGAGUCCUGUCCGGAGAACGGCCGCAGCCCGGGCUCCGUCUCCACGCAGCACAGCUCCCCGCGCAGCGACUUCACAUAUGGCAACAGCACCAGCGCUACCCAGGCACCCAACACCUGCAUGGGCAACACGGCCACUUCAGACGGGACGUCGACCCCCAACGCUCAGCCCAGUGAUGUCAUCAUCAAUCGGAAGGAGAGCGAAGGCUUCGGCUUCGUCAUCAUCAGCUCGCUCAACCGGCCAGAGGCAGCCGCCACUAACACCGUGCCACAUAAAAUUGGCCGCAUCAUCGAGGGCAGCCCGGCCGACCGCUGCGGGAAGCUGAAGGUGGGAGACAGGAUAUUGGCAGUGAACAGCCAGUCCAUCGUCAACAUGCCCCACGCCGACAUCGUUAAGCUGAUCAAAGACGCGGGCCUCAGCGUCACCCUGAGGAUCAUACCGCAGGAAGAGAUCAGUAAUCCCCCCUCAGCCCCCAGCUCAGAGAAGCAGAGCCCCAUGGCCCAGCAGCACAGCCCGAAGACCCAGCCCAGCAUGGCAGCCUCCCAGCCCAACCCAGCAGUGACGGAACCCAACCCCUCCGUGAGCCAACCCAACCCCAUCCCCCACCAGAGCCCCGUGACCCAGCUGCCCGCCCCUCCGCCUCAGACCUACACCCACGAGAGCAGUUACAGGUCAGAGGUGAAGGCGAGGCAAGACGUUAAACCGGACAUCCGACAGCCGCCGUUCACAGACUACCGACAGCCGCCGGUGGACUACCGGCACCCGCCUGUGGCAGACUACCGGCAGCCGCCCACGCUGGACUACAGACACCCGCCGCUGCUCGACUACAGGCAGCUAGCUACUGACGCCAGGCAGUUCGCCAUCCCAGACUACAGGAUGCCACCAGACUUUGACUUCUUCACGGUGGAGCUGGAGAAAAGUGUGAAGGGCUUCGGUUUCAGCAUCCGCGGAGGGCGGGAGUACAAGAUGGACCUGUUUGUCCUACGACUGGCAGAGGACGGACCGGCGAUCCGCAACGGCAGGAUGAGGGUCGGGGACCAGAUCAUUGAGAUCAAUGGAGAGAGCACCCGGGACAUGACCCACGCCAGGGCGAUCGAGCUGAUCAAGUCUGGAGGCCGGCGUGUUCGUCUGCUCCUAAAGAGGGGCACGGGGCAGGUCCCAGAGUACGACAAUGCCGCCCCAUGGGAUGCUCGCCCUUCAGCCUCCCCAAGCCUGUCGGAAGUAGCCCCUCCCAUCGACAGCCUUUCCAUGUCAUCGCCUUCAUCUCAUCUGGCCCCGGCCCCCGACCCACCUCACCUGCUGCCUCUGGACGUCCCUCGAGACCUGGUGGCACGAGACAGCAGGACAGAGCGUUCGAAGAGCCCCCAGAAGGCCGAGCUGCUAAACCCAGAUCCGAUCAGCCAGGGGAGGAGAGCGGCUACAACCGGCGGGAGCGGCAGAGCAAAGAAAGAGGGUGGCAGGUCCACCCGCAAGGGGCACAGGGUGCAGCCCACUGCUGAGGGGGAAGGGGGCAAGGAGGGGCAGAGUGGGGAGCCCAAACCUUCCAGGAGCACUAGAGGGAGGUCCAAGGAGAGAAACACUGGGGACAACAGAGAAUCCGCCCACUCUCCCAGCAGCUCCAAGCUCCCACACACUAACGGAAACAGCAGGGAAGAUGUGGAGCGUUACAGCGGCGGGCGGCAGCAGCAGCAGCAGCAGGUGGAGCCGGAGCAGGGCAAGCCCAGGUCCAGGGAACUGGACCGGGGCCUGGGAGAGAGCCGGCCCAGCCUGCCCAACAAGAGCACCAGCAGCAGCAGCAUCAGCAGCAGCGCAGCGGGGAGGAAGGCCACGGUCUCUCCUGGGCCUUGGAAGAUCCCUGGAUCAGACAAGCUGCCCAGCACGCUGCGCACAGGCACGUCCACGCUGAGCAGAUAA
Seriola dumerili (greater amberjack) is the source of this 4614-nucleotide messenger RNA. It is a transcript of the gene magi2a, whose product is annotated as membrane associated guanylate kinase, WW and PDZ domain containing 2. The record is from RefSeq and is a predicted model, not a curated record. Gene Ontology annotation, biological process: signal transduction; receptor clustering. NCBI's taxonomy places the organism in Eukaryota, Metazoa, Chordata, Actinopteri, Carangiformes, Carangidae. The transcript is spliced from 23 exons. Gene Ontology annotation, molecular function: beta-1 adrenergic receptor binding; type II activin receptor binding; SMAD binding. Gene Ontology annotation, cellular component: cytoplasm; dendrite.